Molecule: messenger RNA, 237 nt
Organism: Sparassis crispa
Lineage: Eukaryota; Fungi; Basidiomycota; Agaricomycetes; Polyporales; Sparassidaceae
Exons: 2
Coding region: 1-237 (78 amino acids)
Source: RefSeq, a predicted model, not a curated record
AUGACGGACAUCAUCGGCCAACAACCACCAUAUGAUAGUGAGAAGGACUCUUCUGGUUCCCUUGAGAAACCUUUCGAUCAUGUCGGUGACACCGCUAAACUGAAGAACGUCGAAGAGUCUGAGAAUUGGCUUGGUAAUGACGAAGCUAGCGACAAUGAAUACCGCGUCGAAAAUGCAUGCGAUGUUGCAGUUAAGAGCUCGGAUAAUGGUGGUGGCGAGCCGCCCGAGCACCACUAG